AUGUCAACUGAGUCUGUGGUAGUACAAGGUCUCAUUUUCUCCCAGCACACACAACUUAUUGCAUUGCUUGCGGUGAAACAUUGUGUGUCAGCUGUGGUGCGGCAACGUUCUUUACGUGUACGAAAGACUCUACGCGAUCUCAUCAACAAGCCCAAGCCCGUCAAGCAACAAAACAACUUGACAUUACCACUGCCCCACUUGCCAGAUGACCAACACCACGAAUCCAACCCAUCAGUACGCGAAGAAUACGUCUAUGAUAUUCUAUAUGAAUGUCAACGUGGUUCUUGGGUAGUGGGCUACAGCUCGAAAACUCUCCUCCAAUUCGAUCCUAAUCCUUGGUGCGAUGCUGAUAUGCAAUAUACCCCAAUGGACACUACGACUUAUCAGUUACCGGAUCCGACAUGGCAAUGGGUCACCAAAGAAUGGAUGGUGGAUAUGUCCGGUGAUGUAGAUGAAGCGGGAUGGCAAUACGCUCUCAAGUUUCAUGGUGCAGUAUGGCAUGGCAAUUACAAGCAUUUUCGAUCCUUUGUCCGACGUCGCCGAUGGAUUCGUUUAAGACGACGCUUAGUACCAGUGGAAAGCGAGGAGCAAGAAGAAGAAGAGACGAAGGACAAUGAACAAAAGUUGAUCAACGUGGAUGACAAUGACAGCGGAUUUCCACAAUCAUCAUCAUCAACGUCAUCCUCAUUUCAAGCAUUGGAUAAUCCACAACAUCUCAAAGAUGAGCUCGCCAAAUGUCGAUUGGAUAGAGAACGACUCAGGGUACUAGGUCAAGUAGUGUCUAUGGGUGGUAGCACAUCGGAGCAACUUUUGCGGCAGGUACAAGAGAUCCUUGACACGCUUCAAUAUGAAUCCUCCAAACGGCAAUUCCUCGAGCAAUUGUUCAAGACACGUCCCGAGUUAGGAAUGGAAGAGAAACGUGCAUUACAAUCACUGCGUUUUUACACUGAUACCCAAGCCAUCUUGGACACUUUUUAA
Molecule: messenger RNA, 978 nt
Organism: Lichtheimia ornata
Lineage: Eukaryota; Fungi; Mucoromycota; Mucoromycetes; Mucorales; Lichtheimiaceae
Exons: 10
Coding region: 1-978 (325 amino acids)
Cellular component (GO): membrane
Source: RefSeq, a predicted model, not a curated record